UACUCCUACACAGCAAAUACUAUGAACUACUGUGAACGUGUUUGAUUUCUGCUCCUCACAUCCUCCAACUACUUAGGGAACCCAGUAAGAGAUUGGGGACAGGAUACCUAAGGUUUUUCUGCUGAUAACAAAAGGUCGCUCAAGCUCUAGGGAAGUACUCAUCUGUGCUCCCAUCAUCCCUUUCUCUACACAUCUCUACCCCACACAGAAAGGCACAGAGGCAGACCAGAAGCUGAUAUUUCCUAAACCAUUACACACACCCACACACACUCCCGGACCAGUAGAAGAGUUACUCUUGGAGGGGUUCCAGUGCCAAAUGAGUUCUCUGACCUUAGAAAGACACACGUGCACAGAUGCUCCCACACACACACGCCUGUGGGUUCUGCAGUAUUAAGAAGUUGUUUUAAAAAACCUUCAUCGUCUGCUGGAAUCUUUCUGUUACAUAAAAUCCAGGAAUGGACUUUACUGGCAUUGUAAAGAUUAUCUGAAGAGCACUGCUGUGAUCAGCACUGCUGAGGGAUUUGGACAUAAUACACUGGUGCUGAAGUUUCACGCUAUACAGAGAAGCUGAGCGUCUGAGAUCAUGUCUCCAUUUCUGAGGAUCGGCUUUUCCAGCUUUGAGAUGGACUCAGGACUCGCUUACCAUGAAGAGGUGCUCAGCCCAUAUUGUGCUGUCUACAUGAAAGAAGCUGUAGAGACAGAAAAGGGUCAAGUGUAUAAGCAGAAGCGACCCACCAUGUACCCUCCGUGGAGCAGCACAUUUGACGCUCAUGUUCACAGAGGGAGAGUGAUGCACGUAGUGGUGAAAGACAGAACAGCUGAGUUGAAAACAGAGGCCACAGUGCAGCUCGACACACUCGCUUCCCGUUGUAAAAAGGAGAAUGGCAAGCUUGAGAUCUGGGUGGAACUAAAGCCACAGGGUCGUCUGUUGAUGGAAGCUCGCUAUUUCUUGGAAAAAACAGAUGCAGGUCAUGGUGAGGGAGAUGGAGAUGGAGAGCCUGAGCGAGAGAGAGAGGGUGUGUUUGCGCUGCAUCAACGUCGUGGUGCGAUCAAACAGGCUAAAGUCCACCUGGUGAAGUGUCAUGAGUUCACGGCCACUUUUUUCCCCCAACCCACCUUCUGCUCAGUCUGCAAGGAGUUUGUCUGGGGUCUGAAUAAACAGGGAUAUCAGUGCCGACAAUGCAAUGCUGCCAUCCAUAAGAAGUGUAUUGAUAAAGUGAUUGCCAAGUGUACAGGCUCAGCCAUUAACAGCAAAGAAACAAUGAUCCAUAAAGAGCGCUUUAAAAUCGACAUGCCUCAUCGGUUUAAGGUGUAUAACUAUAAGAGCCCGACAUUCUGUGAGCAUUGUGGCACACUGCUUUGGGGACUGGCACGCCAGGGCCUCAAAUGUGAAGAAUGUGGCAUGAAUGUUCAUCACAAAUGUCAAAAGAAAGUAGCAAACCUUUGUGGUGUCAACCAGAAGCUCAUGGCCGAGGCGCUGGCUAUGAUUGAGAGCACUCAGCAGGCCCGGAGCUCCAGAGAUAAUGAUAUAAUCGGAAGAGAGGGACCAGUAAGUGUAGGACAGGCUGGAGUGGUCAGAGAGACCUCGGGCUAUGUGCCAUCCCUACCAAUCCAUCCCCUAAACCCGACUCCACCACCACCGCCACUACCACGCAAAGAGCAGCAGUGUGUCACCUGGGAUUCACCAUUAGAGGGCGACAGGCUUGGUCUUGGUCUCAGUGAAGAUUCCGAACCUCUGUAUGCUGUCCCACAUAAAGAGCACCACAAGUUCACCCUGGAUGACUUUACCCUGCACAAGAUGUUGGGAAAGGGCAGUUUUGGCAAGGUGUUUCUUGCUGAACUGAAAACCACUGGGAAGUUCUUUGCGGUGAAGGCUCUCAAGAAAGAUGUGGUUCUGAUGGACGAUGAUGUGGAGUGCACUAUGGUUGAGAGGAGAGUUCUGUCUCUUGCCUGGGAACAUCCCUUUCUCACACACCUCUACUGCACCUUUCAGACCAAGGAGAAUCUGUUCUUCGUAAUGGAGUAUCUAAAUGGAGGAGAUUUAAUGUUCCACAUCCAGGCUUGCCACAGAUUUGAUCUCCCACGCUCUACGUUCUACGCUGCUGAGAUAAUUUGUGGUCUACAGUUUCUUCAUGUAAAAGGCAUUGUGUACAGGGAUCUGAAGUUGGAUAAUAUUCUGCUAGAUAUCGAUGGUCACAUUAAGAUUGCUGACUUUGGAAUGUGUAAGGAGAACAUGCUGGGGGAAGCUCGAACCUCUACCUUCUGUGGAACUCCAGAUUACAUUGCCCCUGAGAUUUUGCUCGGGCAGAAAUAUGGCACCUCAGUGGACUGGUGGUCAUUCGGAGUCCUUCUGUAUGAGAUGCUGAUCGGUCAGUCACCAUUCCAUGGGCAUGAUGAGGAGGAACUGUUCCAGUCCAUACGCACCGAUGACCCUUGUUACCCUCGCUGGCUGACCAGAGAUGCACGAGACAUUCUCAUUAAGCUCUUCGUGCGUGAGCCAGAGAGGAGACUGGGUGUGAAGGGAAAUAUUCGGCAACAUCUUUUCUUCAGAGACACUGACUGGAAUGCGUUGGAAAAGCGGCAAGUGGAGCCACCAUUCAGACCCACUGUGAAAUCACCAAGUGACUGCAGUAACUUUGAUAAGGAGUUCAUUAAUGAGAAGCCUCGGCUGUCCUGUGCUGAUCGGACCCUCAUCAACAGUGUGGACCAGACUAUGUUCAAGAACUUCUCUUUUAUUAACCCAGGAAUGGCUCACCUUAAGAACCCCUGAAUCUCUCUCUCUCGCUCUCUCUCUCACUCACACCAUCAUCUCUGCGCACCCAGAAGACCAUCGCAUGUAAUGAAGAAAAUCAGUAAAGGAAAUAUUAUACUAUAGUGUCAGUGUUUAUACUGUGCUAAAAGAAGUCAACUGAUGUUGGAGGUUUCUCAAACCAUUCCACAUACUUGCACUAAUAAAAAAAAACCCAUGACCUUUGCAUGCAUGCACAUGUGGAUUUCAGAAUUAGUUUCAGCUGUAAGUUGUGUGCACUGACGUAAAAAUCCAGCUGAGAAUGUAUGCGUGUGAGAGAGGUUUUCUUGUGGUUUUAAUUACAGAGCCUGUGUGACUAAUUGCUUUUGUUGUUUGACAAUUGUUUGUUGUAAAUGUUGUUUUAUUUAGAGUUAAUGAAGUCUUGAUAUUGGUGAAAUCAAGUUUGCAGUGUUCAAGGUAUUUUAACAAAGUGUAAAGAAUAUAGUCUGCACAUGAAAGCCAAAAUACAUGAAUGUAAUAUAUGGAUAUAUGGAUUUACUCAUAGGUAUAUUACUUGUAUUAUUUUUACUGCCUAAAAUCUUUGUGUAAGUUAUAAAAAUUGCAAUUAUUAAUCAUGUUUCACAAAUAUCUAAAACUACCACUAGGAAUGUGUGUCUAUAGUAAAAUUCUUUAGAAGCAAGAUAAGAAGAAGACUAGGCUAACUAUUCAAUUAAAUUCAAUUUUAUUUAUAUAGUGUUUUGAACACUUGUGUUAAAAUAAACAUUGACCCAAAGCAGGUUUACAGAAAUCUGAAUGUAGAUUUAGUUCCCACAUAAGCAAGCCAGAUAUAACAUAAACACUACGUUCACACUGCAAGGCUCAAUGCUCAAUUCUGAUUUUUUUGUGAAAUCCAAUUUUUUAGUGAGGUCGUUCACAUUAACAAAUAUAUGCGACUUGUAUGUGAUCCUCAGUACGAACGAAAAGCGACCUAAAAGUGUUCCGCAUGCGCAUUGCAGGAUACGACGACGUCACACGCAGUGAGCAUGGCCAGUGUUUACGGAAGUAACCUAAAGUUUCCUGUGUAUGACAGUAGCCAGCAUGGAGUACCUGGCGAUGAUGCAGUUGUUGUUGCGACGGAGCCAGAACAUGCACAAUAGCCUGAUGUUAAGGAGGAGGUUGAGAGAAGGAAGAGGGCAAGGGUUUUGGCUCAGGCGUUCUGCGGGGUAGUGACUGCAACCUCCGUUCAAAGGAACGUGUGGGUGCGGAGUCGCAUUGAUGUCAUGCGCCAUGUUGUUGUAACUAUUUUUGAGAGACCCGCCGCCUACUUCAGCGCAGAAUAGUGACAUUUGUGGCUUGUUGAUGACGUGUAAGUCGGAUGAAUGCGACCUGGCGGUUCAGACUGAAGUUGCAUAUGAAAAGAUCGGAUAGGAAUCGGAAUUAGGACCACAUAUCCAAACGGCCUGGGUCGGAUUUGAAAAAAUCGGAUCUGUGUCAUUCAUAUUGUCAAUAAAAGAUCGGAUACAGGUCACAUAUGGGCGAAAAAAUCGGAUUUGAGUCACUUCAGCCUGCAGUGUGAAUGUAGUGGAAGAACCCUUGAGAGGAACCAGACUCAAAAGGAAGCCAAUCCUUUUCUGGGUGACACCGAAUAGUGUGAUGAGUCAUUAAUUUUCCACAGCUGUAUAGGAUAACCUCAAUAAGUACUGAGUAUACUGAAAGGUUGUUCAUUAUGAGCAUCAGGUUUUGUUUUUGUUUUUUUAAGAUUACAACAGAUGCUUUUAGGUACGAGUUUACAGAAUCCAAGUGAAGGUGUCCACAAAAGAACAGGUGAGUGUUGCUGUGGCAGCGGGGGCAUGGUCAAGCAUCGGUCUGUGAACGGAGGGCGGAGGCAGGGAAGGUAAGUGGCAGAAUCACUACACCUAGUUAACCUGUGUUUGUGUCUUCCCCAGUGACCACACCCUAUAAAAAGGAGAGAGAGAGAGCAGAGGAAGCAGACUCUCCCCAACCAGAAGGCUUGUGUGUGUCUGU
This is a messenger RNA of Neoarius graeffei (lesser salmon catfish), 4753 nucleotides long. It is a transcript of the gene prkcq, whose product is annotated as protein kinase C, theta. The transcript is spliced from 18 exons. NCBI's taxonomy places the organism in Eukaryota, Metazoa, Chordata, Actinopteri, Siluriformes, Ariidae. Gene Ontology annotation, biological process: protein phosphorylation. Gene Ontology annotation, molecular function: diacylglycerol-dependent serine/threonine kinase activity; ATP binding. The record is from RefSeq and is a predicted model, not a curated record. Bases 584 to 2770 code for a protein of 728 amino acids.